AUGGACACCGACAGUGAGGAGGAGCACCGCUGUGGCCUCGAAGCUUUGCUCGCUGCUGGACAGCACCACAAGCACAAGCCACCGCCCAAGCACCACACCAUAGAUGCUAUACUAGGCUUGUCUAGGGAACCACAAGGAGAUAUGAGUCUCGAAGAAGGACACCACAGCGGUCAACCCACCGAUGUUGAUUCGAGUGACAUCAAGGCUCUAAUCGAACAAGACUGCAGGUACGAGAAAUUGCGGAGACUGAAAAUAUGUUUUGGAACUGUUCAAAGGCAUUUAACAGGCUACGUUUCCCGUCAUAGUGUUUGGGGGGUCACACAAACUGACUGA
Molecule: messenger RNA, 333 nt
Organism: Nezara viridula (southern green stink bug)
Lineage: Eukaryota; Metazoa; Arthropoda; Insecta; Hemiptera; Pentatomidae
Source: the annotation of a GenBank genome assembly